Molecule: messenger RNA, 1029 nt
Organism: Effrenium voratum
Lineage: Eukaryota; Dinophyceae; Suessiales; Symbiodiniaceae
Source: the annotation of a GenBank genome assembly
AUGAAGCUGGUGAUAAUGAUGCACCCGACGGAGCUCUUCCAGCAUCACCUGAGUGCCUUGCGGAGGAUCCAUAAGCACUUCGGGAUCGAUGCGUUGGUGCGCCACAGAGACAACAUUAGCCGCACCGUGCUCAUCAGUCUCUUUUCGGGCUUGGGUGGGGCGGAGCUCGCGAUGCAGCAGAACUACCUGGCCUGCUAUCAGAUUUGCAACAUUGCGCCCCCAACCCCACCACGCUUCUUUGCCCUAGCUGUGCUGCGGCAACACUCCCAUCCUCCGCAGUUCAUGGUGGAGAACCUGCUCGACUUCCUGACUCCCACAUGUGUGGGGCGAUGUCGAAACAUCAUUUCGAGCUUCAGCAAGACCAGAAACACCAGGUUGGACCAGAUCGUCAAACUGAAGCGGACGAUGCGGGACAUUCCGAAGAACAACAAGGUGCAGCUGGCAUCCUUCAAGAAGAAGCUGAACGCCCACAAGGAUGCCAUCACGGUUUGCGGCGAGGCCUUGCUCGUGUCGCUCUUCAACGAGAUGCUGCGUGACGGAGGCUUCAGGGCCAAUAUUGACGUGGCCCUGGAUGAGCUCAUGAGCGACGCGCAUGAGAACAAGCUUUUGGUCAUUAUGGACUGGUCCAGCAUGGGGCGCCAAGAGGGGUUUUGCGGCAACUACGGAAUCCUUGCGGCGGGCAUGCUGGCGCUGACCUCACGAUUGAAAGCAUCUCUCCUCAUCCACGAGUGUACUCGGCUUUUCCCGUAUAGCGUCUUCGAGAAGGUCGCGCAGUUCAAGCGGUACAUGGCAGCUCUGGCAAUGCGCGGGUCGGUCGAGGAGCUGUUGGUGGGGCAGGUCAUCCCUGUCUACGAUCACCUGUGGCAGGCGGCGGGGUUCACUGCGUGCCCGAUCAACUUUGAGAGGGCCCAGGUCAGCGUGUCGGCCAUUCGAAGGAUGGCAGGGAACAGCUUCAACCAGUGCUGCGCGUGCGCCUUCACCUCGUUCAUCAUGGCCAACUUGGAGCCUUCAGCAUUUCAGCGGAUUUGA